UAAAACUGAUUAGGUCCACAAGCUCCACCUUGAUUCUCAGCAGCAGAACCUCAGCAGACCUACAUCAAGGUUAAAUAAGUCAUUUUCAAGUUGUAUUAAAUUGCAGAGAAUUAACCACAACUUGAACACAGUGAAUUAGACGUGUUGGAGCUGCUUUGCCUUGAGAUGAGUACAGUUGAUUUAACCAAUGAAGACGGCAUCAAUAUGCAGCCUGUUGACAUGGACAUGACUUGUGAAAUUUCUCCUGUCAGCACUUCAGCCCAACAGGCUGAACAGCCAGUUUGUGCUGAGCAGCAGACUAUGAAAGUUUACCUCAGAGUCAGGCCCUUCUCUAAAGAGGAACUCUCUGACAAGGAGGAUCAGGAUUGUGUAGUGAUUGAAAACAGCCAGACUGUGAGCCUGAAUGCACCAAAGGGUUCUGCCACCUUGAAGAGCAGUGAGAAGGGCAUUGGCAUGUCGAUCCACAAAUUCUCCUUCUCACAGAUUUUUGGACCAGAGAUGCAGCAGUCUGAGCUUUUUGAAGACACUGUCAAAAGUCAAAUGUCUGAUUUCUUGGAUGGGAAGAAUGCACUAAUAUUCAGCUAUGGUGUAACCAAUGCUGGUAAAACCUACACAAUCCAAGGAACUCCAAAACAGCCGGGAAUUCUCCCUCGAGUGCUGGACGCCACCUUUCACUACAUUGGCGGCCGUCUGCAUGAGGGAAUGUACCUGAAGCCCUACCUCAGGAAUGAUGCACGAUAUCUGGAUCCUGACCAAGUCAAGCAGGAGAGAAGUGCUAAAGCUUCCAUAUUUGCUUCAGUCAAAGACGAGUGUGAUCCUCACAGAGCCUGUGUUGGUUUAGAGUCCUUGUCGUGUUCCACCACCAGUCUCUCAUCCUCUUCUUUGUCCUACGAUCAAACCAUGUUGGCAAGCAACCCAUCAGGAGAAGACGGCAGCCAGUUUGCAUUAUGGGUGGCGUUCUUUGAAAUCUACAAUGAGUGUGUUUAUGAUCUGCUUCAACCUUCCCUGUGCUCCAAGUCCAAGAAACGCGCUGCUCUUCGAGUGUGCGACGAUGGUGCUGGAAAUGCUUAUGUUAAAGAUCUCAGGUGGAUUAACAUCCAGACCCUGGGCGAAGCAUCCAAACUACUGCAGUUUGGAAACAAAAACCGAAGUGCUGCAGCCACAAAGAUGAACCAGUCGUCUAGCAGAAGCCACAGCAUAUUUACCAUGAAGUUACUAAAGAUCGAUGGCAGUUCAGUUACAAGGAUCUCUGAGUUUUCUCUGUGUGACCUGGCUGGAUCAGAGAGAUGCAACAAAACAAAGACAUUCGGGGAGAGGCUGAAGGAAGCGGGCAACAUAAACAACUCCCUGCUCAUUCUGGGGAAGUGCAUCACUGCCCUUCGCAACAAUCAGGCUGACGGAAUAAAGAGCAGCUACAUUCCUUUCCGAGAGAGUAAGCUCACAAAGCUCUUCCAGGCAGUUUUCUGCGGCAAAGGACGAGCGUCCAUGAUCGUCAACAUUAACCAGUGUGCUUCCACCUACGAUGAGACUCUACAUGUUAUGAAGUUCUCUGCCGUUGCCAAACAGGUGGUGCAGGUGAUCGCAGACAAGCCUCUGAAAUCUCUGGCUCCUUGUUUGGUCGGCCGUGAUGGCAAGCCUCUGUUGAGGAAUGGGGUGAUUGACAGCCAGGCCCUUGAGUGCUACCUGUCUGAGGAGGAGCUUCUUGAUGAGGAAGAUGAGGCGAACAUGUCUUUGCUGUCACAAAAUGAGCAUGGAAAUAUGAUUGACAGCCUGCGAACAAAACUCCUGGCUGAGCGAAGAAGAAACUUGGUUCAGGAAAUGGAGGUUCGGAAGGAAAUGGGAGACGCUAUGUUACAACAGCUCAUGGAGAGCGAAGAACUCCGCACUCAACAGAUAGACCAGCUGAAGGAAAGCUUUCAAGAAAAGCUGGAGAACACUUUUGAGAUUUACAAGGAUGCUAUUAAAGAGCACGCCUACCAGAGCGCUAUGAACAAUCUGGAAGAUGACUACGUCCCUCUUGACGAGUUCAUUGCUGAACAGGAGAAAGUGGAGGCCCUGAAACGUAAAGUGUCAGCGUUAGAGAGCUCAACAUCCACGACCGUAGGAGUGUGUGCAGUUCCAACAGUGGUCCAGUCGUGCCAGACUCGAGCAUCUAAAGCGACAGAAGCGACAGAAGCAACAGAGGAUCAUCGAAGCAAAUGGCUUUACAAAGAAAAAUGUGCCCUAGAGAGCAUUUGUGAGGAUAAACAACAGUUGAUAUUGUCCCUGGAGAAAAGGCUGAAGGAUCUUAGUAAAACAAUGCAGAAUGUCAGAGAUGGCUUCCUGGAGAAAUCGGCUGAUCUGGAUGUUUUACAGGACAAGGCUGAUGCUCAGACAAAAUCUAUGGAGGACAUCCUACGGCAGAGCGUUGAAAAGGACAGGGAGAUUGCCUCACUAAAGGCAGAACUUGCCAAAGUCUCCCAGAUGCCCCCCGUGCAGCCCAAAAUUAAGCGAGGCCUGCUUGCCAACAUCAGAGAGGCAGUGGCUUCUCCACGGAAGAGUUCACCUGGACGAACGCUCAGGAAAACGAUUAAGACUACACAGCAGUGAAAAGCCCAGCAUCUGGACCAAAGAAGACUCUUUAUUUUUAAAAAAUCAACAUGUUCAGUUUUAGGGUACCUAGAAAGGAAAUAGCAAGUGUGACAUUAUUUAUUUUUAGUUUCUUAUAAUGACUUUUUUUAUGUGCUCUUGUUUUUAAUAAAAUUUUAAAAUGCUCAAA
Cottoperca gobio is the source of this 2758-nucleotide messenger RNA. RefSeq names its product kinesin-like protein KIF20A. Gene Ontology annotation, cellular component: spindle microtubule; mitotic spindle; nucleus. The coding region runs from base 166 to 2589 and encodes 807 amino acids. The record is from RefSeq and is a predicted model, not a curated record. Gene Ontology annotation, biological process: microtubule-based movement; spindle elongation; mitotic spindle assembly. The transcript is spliced from 18 exons. Lineage: Eukaryota; Metazoa; Chordata; Actinopteri; Perciformes; Bovichtidae. Gene Ontology annotation, molecular function: plus-end-directed microtubule motor activity; microtubule binding; ATP binding.